AUGGAACGAGAAUUUCAACCCAAGACCGGAACUGGUCCGGAAGCUGACAACGACACCACUAUUGUCGAUCAAAACUCCAGCUGCGUGGCUUGCAGCAAACCAGACAGCUUUGACGAUAUGGUUGCCUGCGACUUGUGUGAUUCCUGGUGGCAUCAGUGUUGCGCGGGAGUAACCAAGUCAAUUAAGGACCGUGAUUGGACAUGCCCCAGAUGUUUGCCGGUUCCAAGUCGAGCAAACUCGAUCAGAUCCACUUCGACGGUGCGUAAGGCCCUCCUCGAACUUAAAUUGCAACGACUCGAGGAAGAGAAGGAUUUGAAACGGAAGCAGUUCGAAGUGAAACGGAAGCAGUUCGAAGUAGAACAGAAGCAGUUCGAAAUUGAGCUAGAUCAAAAGUGUUUAGACGAAAAAUAUCGUCUGCUGGAAGCUGCCGCGGUCGAUGAUGACAUUGACAGCGAAGGAAGCCGCCAAGAAUAUCACCGUAGACGGCAACGAACGGAGGACUGGGUGUCCAGCAGAACAAGCAACGUUUCGGAAAGGCUCGAAGGAGCUGUUGGUGGUGUCGACGAGGGGCGUACCGACGCCCAGCCGAUUGAAGCUGAACAGAUUCAGCAAGUAAAUAGUGUUGUUCGCGAGCUCAAUAGCAAGGUGGCAAACUGCCAGAAGGAGCCGGAUCCAUUGUAUGCGAACUUGAAAGUUAUCCUGAAGGCGUGCCAAAUUCAAAAUAACGCUUCAGUGAGUGGCACACCCUACACAGGCACAGUGCCAAAAAGCACCCGAAUGCUGGCUCCGCCGAUUGCUCCUCGUACAUUCGAGCAGUAUGAGCGUCGAGAAGAAAAUGUCUUUCCUGACAGCACGGAAUAUUCUAUGCAGAACCAAUGUAGUUAUCGGAAACAUCCGCAGGUGGAACCCGGAUAUAACGCACCGGUGCCGCAACACAUAGCACCCGAACGUGAUGUAAUGCCAAGCAAUUUGACACCCUCGCCACAGGCAGGCUUGUCUGGCAAUCGAAUUCAACAUUCGUCAAUUGUUUUGAGCACACCAUCGGCAUCGCAGAUUGCUGCCAGGCAGGCACUUUCGCGAGACCUCCCAAUAUUUUCCGGCAAUCCAGCUGAUUGGCCGGUGUUUAUCGCCAACUACAAUUAUACCACAGAGGCGUGUGGUUUCAACUGUGGAGAAAAUAUGAUCCGCUUACAGCGUUGUCUGAAAGGUCCUGCCUACGAGGCAGUCAGAAGCAAGCUAGUCAUACCGUCAUUGGUUCCUGCGGUUAUCGACGCGUUAGAGAUGCGGUUUGGGCGUCCCGAACUGUUGAUCGAGACUUUCAUCAACAAUGUGAAAUCUACGACGCCACCCAGAGCGGAUCGUUUGGAAACCCUAAUAGAUUUUGGGGAGAAGGUGCAGACUCUUUGCGACCACAUAAUUGCUGCUGAACUGACUGAUCAUUUGGCCAACCCGCAAUUGAUGAAGGAUCUAGUUGAAAAAUUGCCUCCUGACUACAGAAUGAAGUGGGCUGAAUUCCGUGAGCCACUGGCGAAAGUAAAUUUGCAAACGUUCCGAGAAUUUAUGAACCGGAUUGUCAAGAACGCUUACCGUGUAACUGGUGCAAGGUCGAUUGUUGAGGAGGUGAAAUCAGUGAAGCGCGACCGAGGAAAGAAUCCAAAUCGCAUUUACGUGCAUACCGAAACCGGGGGGAGCGAUCCCGGCCGAUUGAAUACACCCGCUGCUAAGGAGCAGAAACCAAUCGAAUGUGCUGUUUGCAAGAAACUUAAUCACCGAGCCAGGGAGUGUAAAACAUUUGAAGCGCUAUCCGUAGAAGAUCGCUGGAAACGUGUGAAGGAUUUUGGUCUCUGUUUUACGUGCCUUUUUAGACAUGGACGUCGACCAUGCAAAAACACUAAACGCUGCGAAGUCAACGGCUGUGAGAAACGGCAUCACCCGUUAUUGCACUCCGAUCAGAAACCCCAAAAGCCACCUACGACGACCGUGGAAACGCUAAACGCUGCUAUGAAUCAUCAGACGGCUGGUUCUACUCCAUCACUGUUUUACCGCAUCGUACCUGUAACGGUCCAUCAAGGUGAACGAUCCAUCGACACUUUCGCCUUUGUCGAUGAGGGGUCGUCUGUUAGUAUGCUAAAUACCGAUCUGGCUGACAAGCUUGGUUUGCAAGGACGCAAGAAGCCACUUUGUAUCACGUGGACGUCACAAGUAACAAGAACAGAACAAAACUCCCGUCGAGUGUCUUUUGAAAUCUCCGCAUUGGGUAAACCGAAAAGAUUCCGAAUGUCCAAUGUGAGUACCAUCGAGUCUUUGGAUCUUCCAGUUCAAAGCCUACCCAUCAGCGACUUGCAGAAACGAUACCCACACUUUCGAGGUGUUCUGGUUGUGGGCUACCAGAAUGCAGUGCCAGAGAUACUGAUUGGCGUGGACCAUCUGAGAUUGGUCGUGCCACUCAAAGUUCGAGAAGGAAGUAAAGGAGAACCAAUCAUCGUUAAAACUCGGCUGGGUUGGAACGUGUAUGGAGGACAACGAAAUUCGAUGCCUUUCGCGUUGAACUUUCACCAGUGCGAAUGUAAUUGCGACGUGAAUCUUGAGGAUUCAAUCAAAAAGUAUUUUGCAGUCGAAGAAACAGGAGUUAAACCCACCUUGUAUCAGGGGUCAGAAGAAGAUGCCCGUGCGAUGUCUAUUUUGAAAAACACCACAAUCCAAGUGGACGGUCGCUAUGAAUCGGGACUAUUGUGGAAACACGACAUGGUUGAACUUCCCGAUAGUCGCCCGAUGGCACUCCGACGGUUAGAGUGUUUCGAAAGGAAGCUCCAAAGAAAUCCACAAUUGAAAGCUAAUGUUGAGCAACAAAUCGACGAAUACCUGAAAAAGGGUUAUGCGCAUCGCGCCACCGAAGCCGAGCUGGCAGCAGCGGAUCCGCGGAAGACGUGGUAUCUGCCACUCAAUGUUGUGACCAACCCCAGGAAGCCGGGGAAAUACCGCCUAGUUUGGGACGCUGCCGCCACUGUGAAGGGCGUCGCCCUGAACACGAUGCUGUUAAAAGGCCCGGACCUCCUGACGUCAUUACCGGCAGUCCUAUUUCGUUUCCGGCAGCACACGAUCGGCGUGAGCGCCGAUAUAAAAGAAAUGUAUCACCAAGUGCGGAUCCGCAAGGCGGAUCGAGAUGCCCAGCGAUUCCUCUGGCGUAGGAAUCCAACCGAUGAGCCGGAAGUGUUUAUAAUGGAUGUGGCCACUUUCGGGUCGGCUAGUUCCCCAGCAACGGCCCAAUAUGUGAAAAACACCAAUGCUCUCCAAUUCCGAGAUGAAGCACCGAGAGCAGUCGCUGAGAUUGUUGAUGGGCAUUAUGUUGACGACUUUGUAAGCAGUUUUCCGACCAUUCAAGAGGCACAGCAAAUUUCGGCGAAGGUGAAGGAAAUCCACCAGAAAGGUGGUUUCGAGCUGCGAAACUUUUGCUCCAACAGUCCGGAAUUGUUGACAUAUCUGAACGAACAAGCUGAGACAACAACAAAGGUUCUUGGUGUUGAUAAAAACGACGAUACUGAGAGAGUGUUGGGUAUGAUGUGGGUGACAACAAACGACACUCUCCAAUUUUCCACCACGAUGAGCGCGGAUAUUCAAAAACUGGUUAAAGAGAACACAAAACCAACGAAGCGUGAAGUUUUGAGGUGCGUAAUGACGCUUUUCGAUCCGCUGGGCAUACUGUCUCCGUAUCUGGUCCACGGAAAAGUUCUGAUCCAAGAGUUGUGGCGCUCUGGUGUAGGAUGGGACGAGCAGAUUAGUGAUUGUAGCUUCCAGCGGUGGCUCAAAUGGAUCGAUAUUGUGGAUCGAAUCAACGACAUCAAGAUACCUCGCUAUUAUUUCGGCAAUUUUGAAACGCCCGGCACCAUUGAGAUCCACACAUUCGUGGACGCGAGUGAGGUGGCUUACGCUUGUGUGACGUAUUUCCGACGAAUAAACGAAGAUGGUACAAUCAAUGUGGCUUUAGUAUCGGCGAAAACGAAGGUGGCUCCUCUGAAGCCCAUGACAAUACCACGGAUGGAGUUGAUGGCGUGCGUGAUCGGGACGAGGCAGGCUCAGUUCGUCGUAAAUGGGCAUUCCUUCUCCUUUACGAGGCGGUUAUUCUGGAGUGAUUCUAACACAGCCCUCAGUUGGAUUAAUUCCGACCCCAUGAAGUUUCAACAGUUCGUUCGUUUUCGUGUGGGAGAAAUUUUGGAGUCAACGCAGCGACAAGAAUGGCGAUGGGUUCCGACGAAAUUGAACCCAGCAGACGAAGCAACUAAGUGGGGUGUGGGUCCUUACUUUUCGGAUUCCAGCAUCUGGUUUCGAGGCCCAGAGUUUUUGUAUCAGGAAGAAGAACUGUGGCCAACAAGGAAAGCAUUAAGUGAACCAACCGAAGAACUUCGUCAUUGCAACAUGCAUGCAGAAUCAAUCCGCUUAGAAGACCCGAUCGAUGUGGGAAGAUUUUCGCGAUGGAGCAAGGUGCUGCGAGUGACGGCAUACAUGUAUCGAUUCUCACGAAACUCGAGGAAGAACAGUGUUCGCAAUUUUGAUAACUUGACCCAAGAAGAAUUGCUUCUCGCAGAAAAUUGCCUUAUUAGAAUGAUUCAACGUGAUACGUAUCCGGAAGACUUGAAGAUACUCAAAGAAAACUCCGAACUCCCAAGACAGAAAUGGAAGGCUUUACCGAAAACCAGCAAACUUGAACAACUUUCGCCGGUCCUAGAUGAGUUCGGGAUUCUCCGUGUGGAUAGUCGGAUCGUAGCUGCUAAACGUGUUUCAAAGGAAACAAAAUACCCCAUCAUAUUGCCAGGUAAACACGUACUUACCGAACUGAUAAUUGAUAGUUAUCAUCGUAAAUUUCUGCACCGAUUUGAUGAGACUACGGUCAACGAAAUCCGACAGAAAUAUCACAUCCAGAAACUUCGAUCCUUGGUGAAAAAGAUCUCCAAAAGGUGCGGAAUAUGUAAGAUUCGUCGUGCUCAACCAGUGGUGCCCAGGAUGGCGGCACUCCCUCCGGCUAGAUUGUCUCCAUUUGAACGGCCAUUCAGUUAUGUUGGAGUGGACUACUUUGGACCCAUCCAUGUGAAGGUUGGACGUAGCCAAGUAAAGCGGUGGAUAGCGAUCUUCACGUGCCUCACUGUCCGUGCAGUACAUGUCGAGGUAGCGUACAACUUGUCCACGGAAUCCUGUGUGAUGUGUGUUCGGCGUUUCAUCGCUCGAAGAGGGUUUCCGAUAGAGAUCUACAGCGAUAACGCUACGAAUUUUCAAGGAGCCGAACGACUGCUGUUUGAACAAAUCAACAAUAAGUUAGCUACCACUUUCACCAGCACAACGACAUCAUGGUUCUUCAUCCCCCCUGGCGCCCCCCACAUGGGUGGUGCCUGGGAGAGAAUGGUCCGAUCGGUGAAGACGGCUCUGUAUGCUGCUUGCGAGAACGAGUUGUUAGAUGAUGAAGCCCUUUACACUUUUCUGGUCGACGCAGAGUUAAUAAUUAACAGCAGGCCACUUACAUAUAUGCCGUUGAACUCAGAAACCGAAGAAGCAUUGACGCCUAAUCAUUUGAUCUUGGGAAGCUCAAAUGGUGUGCGACAGCCUACGAUUCCGGAAGAAUGUACCCACGAUCUCCUGAAGCGAGCAUGGACUAAGGUGCAGAAGAAACUCGACCAGUUCUGGCGAAGGUGGGUUUUGGAGUACCUGCCAACACUGACCAAACGUACCAAGUGGUUCAAUGAAACGAGAGAUAUUGCUGUCGGAGAUGUGGUACUCAUAGUCAACGAAGGAAAGCGGAAUUCCUGGGAGCGAGGGUUGAUCGUGGAACUUAUUGCUGCAUCGGAUGGACGGAUUCGACAAGCCUGGGUUCGAACGGGCAAUGGUGUGUAUCGGAAGCCGAUUGCUAAGCUAGCAAUCCUUGAAGUGUCGUCUCAAGAUGGUGGUUCCAGAGAGUUGCCUGACUGCGAAAGGGGCUCCAUAGUGAGCAACGAUGAAGGCGUGAACGAGGAUUCCGGAAGUGAUGAAACCGAGGCCAGCCGUAGGUUCCAUCGGGGGGAGAAUGUUGGAAAACUGGCCACCGUGCCAGUCCGCGGUUGUUCAAAAGUCGCUGAGAAAUAA
Uranotaenia lowii is the source of this 6108-nucleotide messenger RNA. RefSeq lists its product as uncharacterized. Gene Ontology annotation, biological process: DNA integration. Bases 1 to 6108 code for a protein of 2035 amino acids. NCBI's taxonomy places the organism in Eukaryota, Metazoa, Arthropoda, Insecta, Diptera, Culicidae. The transcript has a single exon. Gene Ontology annotation, molecular function: nucleic acid binding. The record is from RefSeq and is a predicted model, not a curated record.